CAUGCAUCAAAGCAUCGACGCUAGCAUGUCUGGCAAUAUGGUAGACCCCGGUCUUCUCGACAAGAUUGACAAGCUCUUCGCCUGCGGUGUCGGAGACCACAUUCCUCUGCCACAGCUGGUCGUUGUCGGCGAUCAAUCAAGUGGCAAGUCGUCCGUCCUCGAGGGCAUCACCAAGCUGCCCUUCCCAGAGACUCCGGCUUGUGCACCAGAUUUGCUACGCAAAUUACCUUCCGUCGCAACUAGCACUGUUGUCACAAUCAUCCCUCACAAGGGUGCCACACAAGCCUAUGCUGAUAAGCUGCGCGCUUUCAAGAGUGUAAGCAAUGCUGUCCUUGAACCAGUCUCGUUCUCCAAGACCAUGAAAGACGUGCACAAGCUCAUGGGUCUUUCGGACUCUACUGAAGACAACGAUGGCAAGUCCACCUUCUCCGAGGACGUCCUCAAGGUGGAAGUGACCGGGCCUGAGCAGGAGCAUUUCUCUGUGGUUGAUGUUCCAGGCAUCUUCAGAACUGCCACAAAGGGUGUUACCACUCUAGCAGACGCGUCGAUGGUCAAGUCGAUGGUUCGCCGCUACAUGGUCAACCCCCGCUCUGUCAUGCUGGUUGUGAUCCCUGCCAAUGUCGACAUUGCCACCCAGGAGAUUCUCACUCUUGCAGAGGAAGCUGAUCCUGACGGUCACCGCACACUGGGUGUUCUAACAAAGCCUGAUCUUGUCGACCCUGGCGCUGAAGCCGGUGUGCUCCAGCUCGUCAAGGGCGAGAAACAUCCUCUCAACCUUGGCUGGUGCAUCGUGCGCAACCUUGGUCAGCAGCAGAUUCAGGACACUGCUGUUGAUAGAUCGAGCAUUGAAAAGGCAUUCUUCCGCGACAGGACGCCUUGGAACGAGCUUGAUCAAGACCGCGUUGGCGUUGAUGCGUUGCGCAGCCGUCUCCAGGAAGUCCUCGCCAGCAACAUUCGUCGCGAGUUUUCCAACGUAAAGCGCGAGGUUCUGACCAAGCUGAGUACCGCCAAGCGUAGCCUCAGAGAGCUUGGUGACAAGCGCCAGACGCCUGAUGAACAACGUCGCUUUAUCAUGGACAUCGCUUCUCGCUUUCGUGAAGUCGUCAGCUUGGCCCUCAAUGGCAACUAUUCGGGCAACAGAUGGUUCGACCAAGAACCCGAUCUGAUGUAUGUGACUGCAGUCGUCAACCGCAACGAACGCUUCGCCAACGAUGUUGAGAAGCAUGGUCAUACAUAUGCGUUCAAGUUCGACUAUUCUGGAGAAACCUCCGAGAAGCAGGAUGCCACCAGCAAUGGUGGUCAGGGUCUUGUACUGCGCCACACCAAGGAUAUUGAUGAUCUUGAAGAUUUGAUCAGUGGCGACCGUCUGAUUGACGACAAGGUCUGCAGCAACAUCAUUGAGUGGUUGUCUGAACUCUACAAGGGCAGUCGUGGCUUUGAACUAGGAACCUUUGACAAGAACUUGCUCUCUCGAACCAUGAAGGCUCAAUCAGCAAAGUGGGAGCCGCUCGCUCAUGGCUACAUUCUGGAUGUCGUUCAUCUGGCACAUCGCUUUGUGACAACCCUUCUGAGACAUGUCUGUCCCACUGCACGAGUCAGAGAAGGCAUCAUGUCAGUCCUCAUGGAGCCCCUUCUCGACAUCUACCGCCGUGCCCUCGAACAAGUCCAGUUCGUCCUGCGUGUUGAGCACAGCAACCCUCAGACGAUCAACCAUUACUUCAACGACAAUUUGGAGAAGUCUCGUCAAAAGCGUCUCCGCGCGUCUCUCGAGAAGCAUGCUACUGUUCAGACCAAUAGCUUUGGCGUCCCCCGUAGCACGAUUGCACUCGACGAUAUCGUGCAGAACCACCCUAUGUCGAACGCUCAACACACCGUUUUUGAGGUUCACGACAUCCUCAAGGCCUACUACAAGGUCGCCAGAAAGAGAUUCGUCGACAACGUUUGCAUGCAGGCUGCAGACUACUUGCUAGUCACCGGACCCAACAACCCGCUGAAGAUUCUCUCGCCUCAAUUCGUCAGCAGCUUGUCUGAUGAGCAGCUAGAGGAGAUUGCUGGUGAGGACAUUGGCCUGAGAAGGAAACGCACUGCUCUCGCGAAGGAGGUCAAGGAUAUGGAGGUCGGCAAGAAGAUUCUGGCAGGUGUCUGC
Aureobasidium musti is the source of this 2146-nucleotide messenger RNA. The record is from the annotation of a GenBank genome assembly. Lineage: Eukaryota; Fungi; Ascomycota; Dothideomycetes; Dothideales; Saccotheciaceae.